This is a messenger RNA of Alternaria conjuncta, 501 nucleotides long. RefSeq lists its product as uncharacterized. The coding region runs from base 1 to 501 and encodes 166 amino acids. The record is from RefSeq and is a predicted model, not a curated record. The transcript has a single exon. Lineage: Eukaryota; Fungi; Ascomycota; Dothideomycetes; Pleosporales; Pleosporaceae.
AUGUUGGCGUCGGACGCGACAGCGAGCGCUUGCAGUUCCAGCUUCAGCACACCGGUCACUGCGCAGUAUCCCAAUGCCUACCCCGCCCUCAUCAGCGAUCCAGCUGGAGAAGAGCCAAGAGAGAUAAGCGAGGGAGUUCAGUUGAUGGCCCCAAUGAUCGUCUACUGGCAAGAAACGGAUCUUUCAGACUUCGAUCCUGGAUAUGCGGCGACACUAGCCGCAAGACUAGACAUCGACUUCACGCCGACAGCCACGUCCGAGACGGCGCCUUCGACUUCAACUACUUCUCCGGCGGACGAUGGUGGCGAAAAGUCAUCCAAACCUGAUCUCAGUAUCGCCGCAAAGGCAGGCAUAGGCGUGGGCAUCGCUAUCGCGGCUAUCCUGAUGGUAGUCGCCGGUCUCGUACUGUACAGGAGAUACGUUCGCAAGAAGGCGAGGCUUGACCGUAAAGCUGCUUUACAGAACGAACAACCUGAACUCGUGCAGACACGCGCUGCAUAA